Penicillium verhagenii is the source of this 1038-nucleotide messenger RNA. RefSeq names its product proline racemase family protein. Bases 1 to 1038 code for a protein of 345 amino acids. Lineage: Eukaryota; Fungi; Ascomycota; Eurotiomycetes; Eurotiales; Aspergillaceae. The record is from RefSeq and is a predicted model, not a curated record. The transcript has a single exon. Gene Ontology annotation, molecular function: 4-hydroxyproline epimerase activity.
AUGCCCUUUUCACGCUCCCUUACAGUCGUUGGCUGCCACGCAGAAGGCGAAGUUGGCGAUGUCAUCACCGGCGGCGUCCUCGACGUACCUGGCAAAACAAUGCAGGAAAAGCUCGUUCACAUGUCCACCAAAAAAGACCACUUGCGCCAGCUCCUUCUCAACGAGCCCCGCGGUCGAGCAUCUAUGAAUACGAACCUCAUUCUUCCCCCUUGCGACCCAAGAGCCGAUGCCGGAUUCUUGAUCAUGGAAAGCGAAGAAUAUGCACCCAUGUCCGGAUCCAAUAUCAUUUGUACAACAACCGUCCUCCUGGAAACCGGCAUGAUCCCCAUGAACGAACCUAUCACCGAGAUUGCUUUGGAUACCGCGGCCGGGCUGGUGACCGUCACUGCGGAAUGCGAGGCUGGGAAGUGUAAAACUGUCGAAUUCAACAAUGUACCGUCAUUCGUCCUCGAACUCGAUUAUAACGUUCUGGUCCCGGGCCUCGGGGAGGUGGUUGUUGAUAUUGCCUAUGGAGGCAUGAUGUAUGUCUUGGUUGAUGCCGCAUCAUUGGGGUUAAAGGUCGAAAAUCAGCAAUCUGCUAGGCUGGUGGAGAUUGCGGAACGCAUAAAGCGAGCGGUCGAAGUGGUCUACACUCCGGUUCACCCUGAGAAUGCCGGGAUAACUGGCUUCAGUGUCUUGGCAUUUACAGAGCCUCCACGAAUCGAAGGAGGGUGUAAGGUUGCCGCAAACACCGUGGUGGUUUCUCCGGGACGAUUCGAUCGCAGCCCCUGUGGCACUGGCACCUCUGCUCGAUUAGCAGUCUUGCAUGCUAGAGGUCAAAUCAAAGAAGGGGAGAUUUUCAAACAUCGAAGUAUCUUGGGUACGGAGUUUAUCAGUCGAAUUCGGGGUACUUCCAAGGUUGGCAAAUAUGCUGCUGUUCUCCCCACCGUCAAAGGUCGAGCAUGGAUCACGAGUUUCAAACAGGUGGUUUUGGACUCGACCGAUCCGUUUCCAGAGGGCUUUCGAGUUGGCGAUCAGUGGCAUAUGCCACCAAACUGA